UCCCUUAAUUACCACUACUUCUAUUCUAAUACUUCACCUUUGAUUAAUUUGCUUAAUUAAGGUGAACUAAGCUUAGCAGCCUUAGAAAUGGCUUCUUCCUACACAUCUCUAGCUUUGGGUGCUCUUCUUCUCAUGAGCUGCGUCUCAUGGGGCUCGGCCGCCACCUACACCGUCGGCGAUUCCCAGGGUUGGGGCUUUAACGUCAACUACUCAACUUGGGCUAGCAACAAGAAGUUCGUCGUGGGCGACAAACUUGUUUUCAACUAUCAAACCGGCCAACACACGGUCGCGGAGGUGAGCUCGAGCGACUACAACUCGUGCUCGACCAGCAACCCCAUCAGCACCAACACCAAUGGGCCCACCACCAUCACCCUCGCCACCGCGGGGUCCCACUACUACAUCUGCACCAUCCAGAGCCACUGCUCCGCCGGCAUGAAGCUUGCCGUCAACGUCGCCGCCUCCUCAUCCUCCUCUCCAUCCACACCGCCACCGAAGUCGUCAUCCCCCGCCCCGCCCGCCACCCCUACGACACCCUCCACGCCGACAACACCCUCCACUCCGACCGCAGCCGCUCCCUCCACCCCGACUGCCUCCGCGCCAACCAACCACCAAUCCGGAGCUGCCUCUGACCUCGUGCCGACCUUAUCGGCUGUGGCGGCGAUCGCCGGGCUCGUGGCGAUGAUCUUCUAAGCCCGGCCAGGGUGGAGACAGUGCCAUUGUACACUCUCUCUCUCUCUCUCUCUAGAUCUCCCUUUUUGGAGACAUUAUUCUUUUUGUUGUAUCUUAGGUGGUGAUUAGAUCGUUUUACGGGGUAUACGUUGAUUUCGUUACGAGGGUUGAUUACCAGGUGUACGUAAUUUUACGGCUUCAGAUAUUUUGUGCGCGUGGAGUGUGUUCACAUUUGUAUCUUGAGAUUCAUUACAUUUACUGAUUCAAUAAAGGACAUUACUUUGUACCAA
This is a messenger RNA of Ananas comosus (pineapple), 959 nucleotides long. Its product is annotated as blue copper protein-like. Gene Ontology annotation, molecular function: electron transfer activity. Lineage: Eukaryota; Viridiplantae; Streptophyta; Magnoliopsida; Poales; Bromeliaceae. Gene Ontology annotation, cellular component: plasma membrane. The record is from RefSeq and is a predicted model, not a curated record. The transcript is spliced from 2 exons. Bases 88 to 690 code for a protein of 200 amino acids.